Molecule: messenger RNA, 3176 nt
Organism: Dryobates pubescens (Downy woodpecker)
Lineage: Eukaryota; Metazoa; Chordata; Aves; Piciformes; Picidae
Gene: BMPR1A
Product: bone morphogenetic protein receptor type 1A
Exons: 13
Coding region: 667-2268 (533 amino acids)
Biological process (GO): BMP signaling pathway; dorsal/ventral pattern formation; protein phosphorylation
Cellular component (GO): plasma membrane; signaling receptor complex
Molecular function (GO): ATP binding; transforming growth factor beta receptor activity, type I; SMAD binding
Source: RefSeq, a predicted model, not a curated record
CCGCCGCGCGCUCUCUGCCGCGGGGGAGCGGGAACAGCACCCAACGCUCCCGAAGGGCCGCCGCGCGCCACGGCUCACCGCGAGCCCUCCCUGCUGCUGCGCGCACGCUCCCGUCUGGUCUCCAGCCCCGCCGUGCGCGCGACCGGCUGCAGUGAUUGGAAUUCAGCUCGUGCCCGCCCCGCCCGCGCGUUUCAGGGACGGGCCGCGCCGCGAGCUGCUGCCGGGACAGAGCCUGCGCUGAGCCCGCGCCGCUCCGUCCCGCCCUCGCCCCUUCGACACGCACCCGCCUACGCCCCCGUCUCACCGGAGCCGUCGGGGCCCUGGAACGGCCCGCCGACCACGGCGGGGAGCGGGCCCCCUCUCCCUUCGCCUUCCCUCCCGCCGCGGAGGAUGAGGAGCCCCCACCGCCGAUUAAUAGAAAUAUGCAUUUCCAUAAUACCACCUUUGAACUAAUGAAGUGGAAGUACAGAUGAAAACAGUCUGGAGAAAACUUGAAGUACAGUACAGCUUCAUUCAGUUUCCUAAUUCUGAGGAAACAGCUGGAAAAGUUACAAAAGCAUCUUUGCAGUCAAGCACCAAAUCUUGUAUUGUGCUUCACCAGAGGAAGCUUAGCAUUUGUCAAGUAGAAGGGCCGAUUGCCUUCACAGGAAGGAUUAAAAGUAAACAAUGACUCGAUUGAAAGUUUAUGAGAGACUGCUUGGAGCCUAUCUGCUUAUCAUUCUCCAUGUUCAAGGUCAAAAUCCAGAAAGCAUGCUUCAUGGCACAGGAAUGAAAACAAAUCCUGAUCAAAAGAAACAAGCAAAUGGAGUAACACUUGCUCCAGAGGACACCUUACCCUUCCUUAAGUGCUAUUGCUCAGGACAUUGUCCAGAUGAUGCUAUUAAUAACACAUGCAUAACUAAUGGGCAUUGCUUUGCUAUCAUUGAGGAAGAUGAACAUGGAGAACCUACGCUUGCUUCUGGCUGCAUGAAGUACGAAGGUUCAGACUUCCAGUGCAAGGACUCUCCUAAAGCACAAUUACGUCGAACAAUUGAGUGCUGUCGGACUGAUUUCUGCAAUCAGGAUUUACAACCAACGUUGCCACCACUUGAUAGCACAGACGGACUGUUUGAUGGCAGCAUUCGUUGGAUGGCAGUGUUGAUUUCUAUGGCAGUCUGCAUAAUUGUCAUGGUCAUCUUACUCAGCUGCUUUUGUUACAAGCAUUACUGUAAGUCAGUGGCAAAGAGGCACUGUUAUAAUCGUGACCUGGAGCAAGAUGAAGCAUUUAUUCCAGCUGGGGAAUCCUUAAAAGACCUUAUUGACCAGUCGCAGAGUUCUGGGAGUGGAUCGGGACUACCAUUGUUGGUUCAGCGCACUAUUGCCAAACAAAUUCAGAUGGUGAGGCAAGUUGGAAAAGGACGAUAUGGUGAAGUGUGGAUGGGCAAAUGGAGGGGUGAAAAAGUUGCAGUCAAAGUGUUUUUCACCACAGAAGAAGCCAGCUGGUUUCGAGAAACAGAGAUUUACCAAACUGUUCUAAUGCGUCAUGAAAACAUCCUUGGCUUCAUAGCUGCAGAUAUUAAAGGCACUGGCUCCUGGACACAGCUUUACUUGAUUACAGAUUAUCAUGAGAAUGGAUCAUUGUAUGAUUUUCUGAAAUGCACUACGCUAGACAACAGGGCUCUCCUCAAGCUGGCAUAUUCUGCUGCAUGUGGUUUGUGCCAUCUACACACAGAAAUUUAUGGGACACAAGGCAAGCCUGCUAUUGCACAUAGAGACCUGAAGAGUAAAAACAUCUUGAUAAAGAAAAAUGGAACCUGCUGCAUUGCUGACUUGGGUCUUGCAGUCAAGUUUAACAGUGACACGAAUGAAGUUGAUGUUCCCUUGAAUACUAGAGUGGGAACAAAACGCUACAUGGCUCCAGAGGUCCUAGAUGAAAGCCUGAAUAAAAACCAUUUCCAACCAUACAUCAUGGCUGACAUAUACAGUUUUGGGCUGAUCAUUUGGGAAAUGGCUCGGCGCUGCAUCACAGGAGGUAUUGUUGAAGAGUAUCAGUUGCCAUAUUAUGACAUGGUGCCAAAUGAUCCAUCCUAUGAGGACAUGAGAGAAGUGGUGUGUGUCAAACGCCUACGCCCGGUAGUCUCAAAUAGAUGGAACAGUGAUGAAUGUUUAAGAGCAAUAUUGAAGUUAAUGUCUGAAUGCUGGGCUCAUAAUCCUGCCUCAAGACUCACUGCCUUGAGGAUCAAGAAGACACUUGCCAAGAUGGUGGAAUCACAAGAUGUAAAGAUUUGACAUAGUAAAUGAACAUUGGAGAGCAAAGCUGGACUCCUAGAUUUUGUCACUCAAACAUGGGUGAGACCUAUGUGGAAAGAGGAAAUAACUGAGAUUCAGUGUAUUUUCUCAGCACACUUCUACAGGCUGCUAAUCAAAUCUUUCAGUACUUCAUGGACUGUGGUACUGAGAGCCUCUGUACACUACAUGCUACAUAUAUGGACAGCCUUGAUAAAAUACACAUUUUGGUUUUGUUUGAGCUGCAUUGAGACUUCAGUCAUACUUAAUGAGUCUCCAGUAAAAACUCUGGGUACUGAAUUGAAUGUUCAGGUUACAGUGCUUUCUGUGAAAGCCUAACAAGCUAUAUGGAUUCAACAGAGAUGGAGGAUAUAAGCUUUUUUUUGCUUUCUACCUGAUAAAACCUAGUCAAUCUAUACUAAGUUUUUGUGAAACAGCCUUUAGGUUAUGAAUUUUUUUGUGAUACUACUCAGUUUAACAGUUCCUUAUGCCUUUAUGUGUAUGCCAGGAUUUUUUUGCUGUCAUAUGGAAUAGGUAAGAAACAAUUUAAAUGAACAAAGUUUUAUGGUCAGAGCUCCAUGUGUUUUGUGGCUCUGCAACCAGGUAUUUGCUACAGAAUUUACUCAUUGCCAUCAUCUUCCAAAAUCUCAGUUUUAACUUGAUUUCUGUUCUUGUUUUGGUCACAAGGAGAACUGCAAAAAAAUGUGAAAUACUAAUAAAUUAAGGAAUGCCUACCUUGCUUGAAACAAUCUCUCUAGAGGUAUAGACUGCCUUGGUCAUCUCACUUACAAUAUAGUGGGCUUCAUAAUUGGAUGACUAUGAAAUCUGCCCUAUUGUUCACAAUGCCACAUGCAACCAGAGUUUUUUGCUAUAAAAUACUUUACAUCUCAACAGAAAGACCAUUGUUGAUG